Messenger RNA from Sphenostylis stenocarpa, 1185 nucleotides. The record is from the annotation of a GenBank genome assembly. Lineage: Eukaryota; Viridiplantae; Streptophyta; Magnoliopsida; Fabales; Fabaceae.
AUGAAGAAGGAACGUGCAUGGCCGCAAUUUAUAAGGAAUCUUUUGAUCAUGGUUGGAUCAAGAAGCCGGCCACAGUUGAGGAGGCCUACAUGGAUUAUUGUUCUGGUUUCCAUCGUGUGUGUGUUUCUCAUUGCUGCCUACGUGUAUCCGCCGCGGAGCCCCUCCUCCUGCUCCCUCUUCUCCUCCAGUGGUUGUGGUGGCAAUUCUUUCGAUCUACCACCUGCGGCUCGAUCACGCGAAUUGACUGAUGCGGAGGUUGAGUCUCGUGUUGUUAUUAGCGAGAUUCUCAACUAUUAUCCAGUGAUAACCAAGAAACCUAAAGUCGCUUUUUUGUUUUUGACUCCGGGUUCCUUGCCUUUCGAGAAGCUCUGGCACAUGUUCUUUCAGGGCCAUGAGGGAAAAUUCACUAUUUAUGUACAUGCAUCAAAGGAUAAGCCAAUACAUGUUAGCCCCUAUUUUGUUGGCCGAGACAUUCACAGUGAACCGGUAGGCUGGGGAAAAAUUUCUAUGGUUGAGGCAGAAAGGAGACUUUUGGCAAAUGCACUUUUGGACCCUGAUAACCAACACUUUGUCUUGUUGUCUGAAAGUUGUAUACCAGUGCGUCGCUUUGAUUUUGUGUACAACUACUUAUUAUUAACAAAUGUCAGCUUUAUUGACAGCUAUGUGGAUCCUGGUCCUCAUGGAAAUGGCAGGUAUAUACAAUAUAUGUUGCCUGAAGUAGAAAAGAAGGAUUUCCGAAAGGGUUCACAGUGGUUCUCAAUGAAACGGCAGCACGCAAUAAUAAUUAUGGCAGACAGUCUCUAUUUUACAAAAUUCAAGCAUCAUUGCAGGCCAAAUAUGGAGGGAAACCGCAACUGUUAUGCUGAUGAGCAUUACCUGCCAACGUUCUUUAAUAUGCUUGAUCCUGGUGGAAUCGCAAAUUGGUCAGUAACAUAUGUUGAUUGGUCUGAAGGAAAAUGGCAUCCGAGGUCAUUCAGAGCUCGGGAUAUUACUUAUCAAGUCAUGAAAAACAUAGCAUACAUUGACGAAAGUCCACAUUUUACAAGUGAUGCAAAGAGAACGGUGGUGGUUACACCUUGCGUGUUGAACGGCGCAAAACGAUCAUGUUAUCUAUUUGCCCGGAAGUUUUUCCCAGAAACUCAGGAAAGAUUAAUCCAACUCUACUCUAAUUCUACAAUAUUCUAA